Molecule: messenger RNA, 814 nt
Organism: Triticum urartu
Lineage: Eukaryota; Viridiplantae; Streptophyta; Magnoliopsida; Poales; Poaceae
Product: BTB/POZ and MATH domain-containing protein 2-like
Biological process (GO): protein ubiquitination
Molecular function (GO): protein binding
Source: RefSeq, a predicted model, not a curated record
AUGGCAUCUGGCACGUCGACAACGGCAGGUCUCUGCGGCAUGGAGCAGCAGGGUCUCGCCAGUGGGCGUGUGAUAAUGGGCGAGCACAGGAUGGUGGCGUUGUCUGGCGUCGUGGUGGCAUCGACGGCAGCUGGACUGGGCAAGGAGUUGCCCAAGUUCCAGGCGGGAGGGCACACCUGGCGCAUCCGCUGCUACCCCAACGGAUCGGCGCAAAAGUACGACGGCUACAUCUCCCUCGUCCUGGAGCUCGCCAGCCACGUCGUCAAGGACGUCCGCGCUGAGUUCCGGUUCACCCUGGUCCCGCUCCGGCGACAGGGCUGGCCGGCGCCGGCGACGUACGAGCACGCCGACGUGGUCACGUUCGAGGAGAAGGGCGGGCAGUUCGGCUUUAUGGACUUCGUCAGCAGGGGUUGGCUGGAGAAGUCGGAGAAGCUACUCGACGGCGCCCUCGCCGUGAGGUGCGACGUGACCGUCCUGACCCAGCAGCCGGCGCCGGUGCCUGUCAUCGAGGAGCAAGAGCUGGAGCGGCUGGGGCUGGUGUGCGCCUGCAAGGACGACGCGUGCAAGCGCAUCCACGCGGGUACCGUGGAGGCCGCCAUGGCCUUAGGGACGAUGCCCCGUCGACGCCGCCGGGUGAAGGAGGCGUGUCUAAGGCUCCUCGGGCGUCUUCGUGUGGAAUAAGUUGCCACCUUUCUUUUGUGUGAUCAUCAUCUAUCAAUCUGGUUCGGAUCGUCAGAUAAAAUUUGCUGCAACUUCUUUAGAGAAACAGAUGUUCUGAACAUUAUUGCUUGUCUGCCCUUCUACAAUUAUGUUU